Messenger RNA from Trifolium pratense (red clover), 1920 nucleotides. RefSeq names its product probable pectinesterase/pectinesterase inhibitor 20. Bases 52 to 1716 code for a protein of 554 amino acids. Gene Ontology annotation, molecular function: pectinesterase inhibitor activity; pectinesterase activity. The transcript has 2 exons. The record is from RefSeq and is a predicted model, not a curated record. Gene Ontology annotation, biological process: cell wall modification. NCBI's taxonomy places the organism in Eukaryota, Viridiplantae, Streptophyta, Magnoliopsida, Fabales, Fabaceae.
CAUCCUUCUAGCAAUAUAACACCAACUUUUAAUUCCUUCAUCUAAAAAACAAUGGCUUUCAAUAACAAAACCUUUCUACUUUCGAUCUUGUUCUUUGUAUCAUUGUGUGUAGCAAACGGUGUUCCACCUGAAACCAUUUGUGGGUCUACGGUAGACCCUACUUAUUGUAAAAAUGUGCUAGCCAAUCAAAAUGGCAACAUUUAUGACUAUGGUCGUAUUUCUAUUCGUAAAUCUUUAUCCCAAUCUCGGAAGUUUAUGACUUCAAUUGACUCAUAUCUUCAUGGCAGCUCGUCUUUGUCUCAAUCGACAAUUCGUGCUCUUGAAGAUUGUCGAUUCCUUGCUGACUUAAGUUUUGAAUACUUAUCAAACACUUAUGCCACUACAAAUCAAUCUAAUAAUGUUCUUCCAACAACUCAAGCUGAGGAUUUUGAAACUUUUCUCAGUGCCGUUUUGACUAACCAACAAACAUGUUUGGAUGGUCUCAACACUAUAGCUUCUGAUCAAAGAGUGAAAAACGACUUGUCGUCAUCACUCUCUGAUGACAUAAAGCUUCAUAGUGUCACUCUAGCCUUGUACAAGAAGGGUUGGGUGCCUGAAAAUAAAAUAAGGACAUCAUCGCCACAAAACGGAAGACAUUUGAAUUUUAAUAAUGGUCGUUUACCAUUGAAAAUGUCAAAUAAAGUACGUGCUAUAUAUGAUUCUGCUAGACAACAUGGAAGAAAAUUACUUCAAACGAAUAGUGGUGAAGAUAGUGUUGUGGUGAGUGAUAUUGUAGUUGUUAGCCAAGAUGGAAGUGGAAAUUUUACCACUAUCAACGACGCAAUAGCUGCUGCACCGAAUAACACAGUUGCUAGCGAUGGAUACUUUUUCAUUUUCAUCACCGAAGGUGUGUAUCAAGAGUAUGUUUCUAUACCCAAAAACAAGAAGUACUUGAUGAUGGUUGGAGAAGGAAUCAAACAAACAGUUAUCACAGGCGAUCACAAUGUUGUUGAUGGGUCCACUACAUUCAAUUCGGCCACAUUUGCUGUGGUUGCUCAAGGGUUCGUAGCUGUAAACAUAACAUUCCGCAACACCGCUGGACCAGGAAAACACCAAGCAGUUGCAAUGAGAAGUGGAGCAGAUAUGUCUACCUUCUAUAGUUGCAGUUUUGAAGGGUAUCAAGACACAUUGUAUACACAUUCUCUAAGGCAGUUUUAUAGAGAAUGCGAUAUAUAUGGAACUGUUGAUUUCAUAUUUGGAAAUGCUGCAGUUGUUUUACAAAAUUGUAAUAUUUAUCCUCGUCUUCCACUAAGUGGACAAUUCAAUUCGAUCACAGCUCAAGGUCGAACCGAUCCAAAUCAAAACACCGGAACGUCGAUACAAAAUGCGACUAUUAAAGCAGCAGAUGAUUUGGCUCCCAAAGUUGGAACAGUUCAAACAUAUCUUGGAAGACCAUGGAAGGAAUACUCAAGGACAGUUUUUAUGCAAUCCUCCAUGGAUAGUUUCAUUAACUCUGCUGGUUGGCAUGAAUGGGAUGGUAAUUUUGCAUUGAGCACUUUGUACUAUGCAGAAUACAAUAAUAGAGGACUUGGUUCAAGCACUGUGAAUCGAGUUACAUGGCCUGGUUAUCAUGUUAUUGGUGCUACUGAUGCAACCAAUUUCACAGUGUCCAACUUCUUGAGUGGUGAUGGUUGGAUUCCUCAAACUGGUGUCCCAUACUUGAGUGGAUUGAUAUAGCUAGUCAAAUUCAAACAUUUAUAGUAUCAAGUUGGUUGAAUUUUAUAUUUUUUGUUAUCUAAACGUGUUUUCUCUAUAUGCAUUUGUGUUCAAGGGAACAUGAGACUUUGUUGUAAAUUUUAUUAUAAAAAUAUAAUUGAUGAUUAUACUUAUACAUAUGAUAUCUCUCCAAAGGAUAUAUGGACAUAUGGUUGACUUCAGUAA